Molecule: messenger RNA, 963 nt
Organism: Manis javanica (Malayan pangolin)
Lineage: Eukaryota; Metazoa; Chordata; Mammalia; Pholidota; Manidae
Product: olfactory receptor 52K1-like
Biological process (GO): G protein-coupled receptor signaling pathway
Cellular component (GO): plasma membrane
Molecular function (GO): olfactory receptor activity; G protein-coupled receptor activity
Source: RefSeq, a predicted model, not a curated record
AUGAUUAUCACAGUUCUUUCCAAUAAUUCUCAUCUUUUCCCACGUACUUUCUUCUUGGCUGGCAUCCCAGGACUGACUGCUGCCCACAUUUGGAUCUCACUUCCCUUUUGCUUCAUGUUCUUCCUGGCAGUGACUGGGAAUGGUGUCCUGCUUUUUCUCACCUGGACAGAAUGUAGCCUUCACCAGCCCAUGUUUUUCUUUCUUGCCAUGCUCUCCUUUGUCGACCUGGUCCUCUCCCUGUCCACUCUGCCCAAGAUGCUCGCCAUCUUCUGGUUUGAUGCUACAGCCAUCAGCUCCCACUCCUGUUUUUUGCAGAUGUUCUUCAUCCAUGCAUUCUCUGCCAUGGAGUCGGGAGUGCUGGUGGCCAUGGCCCUGGAUCGCCUUGUGGCCAUCUGUGACCCAUUGCGUUACCCCACCAUUCUUACCCCAGUUGUUGUUGUCAAGAUUGGAGGCGUGGUAGUGCUUCGAGGUGUGGGGUUGACCAUCUCCUUUCCAAGCCUGGCUCAUCGGCUGCCCUACUGUGGCUCCCACACAAUUGCCUAUACCUACUGUGAGCAUAUGGCAGUGGUAAAGCUGGCUUGUGGGGCCACUGCUGUGGAUAACCUCUAUGCCUUUGCUGUGGCAAUCUUUGUUGGUGUGGGAGAUGUGGCCUUUAUCCUCUACUCCUACUGGCAGAUUGUGAGGACUGUGAUUCAUUUUCCUUCACCCAAGGCACGUGCCAAAGCAGGCAGCACAUGUACGGCUCACAUCUGUGUCAUCUUUUUCUUCUAUGGACCAGGCUUUCUUUCCGUGGUCAUGCAGCGCUUUGGCCCUCCCAUGGCCUCUGCUGCCAAGGUCAUCCUUGCCAGUCUCUACUUGCUCUUUCCCCCUGCACUGGACCCCAUUGUCUAUGGGGUCAAGACCAAGAAGAUCCGGGAGCAAGUGUUUAAAAUUCUAAAACCCAAGAGGAUUGAUUCCACUUGA